UGUCUUCGUUACUUUUACAGCUCAUCAUUUCACUGCGAUAACGACAAACACGCAACCGUUGUUCACGCUUUGUCUGCGUAACGUCUGAUUCAGCAUCGCCUCGUGCACUUCAGUUACCGGUGCGCUAUUUAAAGGGAAGCAACAUGGCACGCGCUGUAGUCAAACAGGAAUCUGUGGACAGGGAGAUGAAGAAGUCAGCAGAGCAAAGCAAGUUUGUUUACACCACGAAGCGGGGGUAUGAUGUUACACGAAACCCUCACCUCAAUAAGGGCAUGGCCUUCUCCCUCGAGGAGCGCCUGCAGCUGGGCAUUCAUGGCCUGCUGCCUCCGUGUUUUCUCAGCCAGGAUGUACAACUGUUACGGGUGCUCAGGAACUACGAGCUGAAAAAGGAUGAUCUGGACAGAUACGUCUUUUUGAUGGGCCUCCAGGACCGUAAUGAGAAGCUCUUCUAUCGGGUCUUGACCUCAGAUGUAGAGAGAUUCAUGCCCAUUGUGUACACACCUACCGUUGGCCUUGCAUGCCAGCAAUAUGGCCUCACGUUCAGGAGACCUCGGGGUCUAUUCAUUACCAUUCAUGAUCGUUCGCACAUCUCCACAAUGCUGCAGAGCUGGCCAGAGGAAAAUGUUCGUGCUAUAGUUGUCACAGAUGGCGAGAGGAUUCUGGGCCUAGGGGAUCUGGGCUGUUACGGAAUGGGCAUCCCUGUGGGUAAACUGGCCUUGUACACCGCCUGUGGGGGAAUGCCGCCUCAGCAGUGCCUGCCUGUCAUGUUGGACGUGGGAACAGACAAUGAGGAGCUCCUUAAAGACCCUCUGUACAUCGGUCUGAGACAUAAAAGAAUACGUGGACAGGCUUACGAUGAACUGCUGGAGGAAUUUAUGAAGGCUGUGACAGACAGGUAUGGGAUGAACUGCCUAAUCCAGUUUGAGGACUUUGCCAACGUCAACGCCUUCCGUCUUCUGAGCAAAUACAGAAACAAGUACCUCACGUUCAAUGAUGACAUACAAGGUACUGCUGCAGUGGCCGUGGCCGGACUGCUGGCUGCCCUUCGCAUUACCAAGAGCAAAAUGUCAGACCAUACAAUUGUGUUUCAAGGUGCUGGAGAGGCUGCAAUGGGCAUAGCUGACCUCAUCGUCAUGGCGAUGGAGAAGGAGGGGCUUCCUCAAGAGCAGUGUUUGAAAAAGAUCUGGAUGGUGGACUCUAAAGGACUCAUCGUGAAGGGUCGUGAUAACCUCACCCAUGAGAAAGAGAGGUUUGCCCAUGAACAUGCACAAAUGAGGAAGCUUGAGGAUGUUGUGAAGGAACUGAAGCCUACUGCUAUAAUUGGGGUGGCGGCCAUCACGGGGGCUUUUACUGAGGAGAUCAUUAAAACUAUGGCAAACAUUAACAAGAGACCAAUUAUCUUCGCUCUGAGCAACCCCACCAGCAAAGCCGAAUGUACUGCUGAGCAGUGUUACACACUUACAGAGGGCAGGGGUAUAUUUGCUAGCGGGAGUCCUUUUGAUCCUGUUACCCUUCCAGAUGGCCGAAAGUUCUACCCUGGUCAGGGCAACAAUGCCUAUGUGUUUCCUGGAGUGGGGUUGGGGGUCACCGCUUGUGCUAUGAGACAUAUUCCUGAGGAUAUUUUCCUUGUUACGGCUGAGACUAUUGCUGAGCUGGUGACCGAGGAGCAUCUCAAAGAGGGACGUCUGUAUCCUCCUCUCAGUAACAUUCGGGAUGUUUCUUUCAGGUUGACUGUGAAGAUUGUGGAAUACGCCUAUAAACACAAAUUGGCAACAGUCUACCCGGAGCCGCAGGAUAAAGAGGCUUUCGUUCGUUCGCUCGUCUACAGCACAGACUAUGAAGAAUUUGCAGUCAACUCAUACAGCUGGCCUGAGAACGCCAUGACUGUUCAGACCUGCAAACUUUAACCCUACAGCACCUUCACAAACCACAAUGAGAUUUAUUCACAAUGUAUUCGUUUGAAAUGUGCAAAUGAGAGUGUUUAUUAACCUAUCUGCAAACCAAAAAUAUUUUAAAUAAAAUGUUUAAGUCUUUUAUCAUA
This is a messenger RNA of Misgurnus anguillicaudatus (oriental weatherfish), 2041 nucleotides long. RefSeq names its product malic enzyme 1, NADP(+)-dependent, cytosolic (gene me1). NCBI's taxonomy places the organism in Eukaryota, Metazoa, Chordata, Actinopteri, Cypriniformes, Cobitidae. Gene Ontology annotation, molecular function: malate dehydrogenase (decarboxylating) (NADP+) activity; NAD binding. The record is from RefSeq and is a predicted model, not a curated record. Gene Ontology annotation, biological process: malate metabolic process; pyruvate metabolic process. Gene Ontology annotation, cellular component: mitochondrion.